CCAAGAGGAGCCCUGGGUGGCCGUGAAGAGCUGUGUUUGGCACAACAGCGGGCUGCAAAAAGCAGAAGAGGAACACAGAAUUGUCAGAAGUUCCUCUACACACCACCAGUCCUGGACAGGGGGUGUCUGGGAAAGAGUGGAACUCGGACACCCUUGAAGAAAAGCGGAAACUUCCCUUUGAAGUGUUGAUGUCAACCUCCACUGCAGUAACACCCAGCACUGAGGAAGUCGGAUCCAUCAAGCCCCUAUCAAGCCAGCCCCUGAGCCAGCCCAACAGACCACCCCAAAUUCUGACAACUGGGAGGCUGAAAAACCCAGAGACCUCAAGUGGCUGUUCAAGACACAGUGCGCAGUGAAGUGACAGUCUCAGGAGGACGUUGCGGUUAUCUUCAGUUAUCUGUGCUCUUUUCUCUAUAGUGUUUUACUGGUUUGGGAUCUGGCGUCUCGUCUCCUUUGGACUUUAUCCCUGUACUCAUCGGUUAGAUCUGAGUUGAGUGUGUAUGAUGUCUAAAAUGAUGUCUUUAAUAGUUUAUUUAAUGGCAACUUUUUAUUGGGGCCCUGGAAAUGCCCAGUGGACUACCAACAGUCUUUUAAGAAUUUCUGAUAUUAUUGCCAGAGGAGAAAAAUUGCAAGAUUGUUGGAUUUGUCACCAGUCCCCUGGGACACAGAAAGAGGGAGGCCUGCAACUUCAGCCUACAUCCAAUUACACAGAUGUUCCCAAUGUGACAGUCCAAGAGAACUGGAACCCCAUCACAUACACUGCUUUUCUGGCUUCUGGUUCCAACAUCUCAUACAGUUUUAAUAUCACAGACUAUUAUAAUUACACAAUCUCUGACAAUCAUAGCUGCACUAAAUGGCUCCCGUAUGGAAUACCAAAAGAUCAGCACCGCAAGCUCAAAUGGAUGGGUAUUGAUGUGAAAACCCUCACAGUGACCUCAAGCAAAGAUGAAGGAUGUGAACCUGACUAUAAACGAAUUUGUUGCUAUGCUUGUAACCCUGACGACAUCACAAUGGAUCCAGGUUGGCCUUGCACUCCGACUUCUAAAGAAUCCAUAUGCAGACUAGCUGUCCCCUGUACAUCCUCCUGGUCCUUAGUCCCUAAUCACCAUCCUGCAAUGGCCCAAGCCAGUAAAUGGUGUCCUGCAGGUGAUGAUGCCCACCCAGCUUGUUUACUUUACUCUCACCCCUACCCUGUUGGCAUGCUUCCAUUCUCCGGAGGCAAGCGAACCACCAAUGUUUGGCUGAAUCACGCUAACCAAUCCCUAGCUACUCUGACACCGCCUCAAGUUCUUUGUGCUCCAAAAGGCUUUAUUUGGAUUUGCGGAAGUAAUCCUUUACCAAUGAGUUCUAAUUCUACACCUAUAACCUCCGAUCAAGUGAGAGCCACCUUUUGUCUAGCUCCCUGGCUCCACCAAGGGGAAUGUACUCUAGGUUAUUUUGGCUUUUCAAGCUCUGCUAUUCAAAUCUACAGAACCAAAUACUUUGGCCACGGUAGAUCUAAGCGAGCCUUGGGGCUCAUUUUGGCAGGCAUUGGGGCAGCCAUUGGGUUCCUCGCCCCAUGGGGUGGCUUUGCUUAUCAUGAAGCAACUCUGAGGAAUUUAACCCAAGUUGUCAGAAACAUUGCAAUGUCUACAGGUAAAGCCAUUGAGUCUCAACAGCGCAGUUUAGAUUCUCUUGCCAACGUGGUUUUGGAUAACAGAAUCGCUUUAGAUUUUUUAUUGGCAGAACAAGGUGGUGUCUGCGCAAUAGCCAACACUUCCUGCUGCGUCUACAUCAACUCAUCUGGGAUCGUCGAGAUGAAUGUUAAGAAAAUUUAUCAGGCUGCUGAUUGGCUACAUGAAUUCAACCGACAAAAAGGAAGUCAAGAUAUUUGGAAUUACAUUAAAGAAGCCCUACCUACAUUUAGCUGGUUCCUCCCUCUGAUAGGACCCGUUGCAACAAUAUUUUUACUUUUAGUUUUUGGAACUUGUCUUUUUAAUCUGAUUGUUAAAUCUAUAUCUUCAAGAAUACAGAGCUCUACUUCAUAGAUGGUGCACCAACAGUGUUUCUAGGCCGUUGCUCCUCUUCCCUGGCAAUGUGAACUUGAGCCCCAAUUUCAGAGCAACGUCCCUAUUCAGCUGGAAGUAGUUACAGAAGGAUGACCUCCGUCCCUUUCCCUGGGGGUUCUGUUUGAGAGGAGUGAGUGAGAUACGCGCCCAACCCACUUAGUCCUGUGCAGUAUUAUAAACUCUGCGGCUGCUGAAUGUAGUUACCCUUUGGGUAUAAGACAUUGUCACGAGCUAUUGAAAUAUCUACCUCACAGACAGUCUACAAUUAAUCUGCAUUCUUGCCUUCCUGUUUGUCUUUGAGCCCUUUUCUUCCUGGGAAAGCUUCCCCCCCACAGCAAGCAAGCACUGUUUAUCAUCAGACCUGGUCUGCCACACAUAUGAAGAAAGGACAGUUGAAACUUACAGCUGACCCUGGAACUUUGUCAAGGAACAAAAGGUUGCUGGGCUGAUGUGACCAGACCAACCUGGACAACACUUACCAAACAAGAGUCCCAGAAGCCACUUGCUAGCUGUGAUUCACAACCCCACCCCAGUGAAUAUUUAUGACCAUUUCUUGGAAAUCUGUUACACAGUUAUAAUCCCCUCAAUGUAUUUCCUAAUGCCUAUGAAUAAAAGUGACAAUCCCCCUCUGCCUUUUUUAGGGGGCUUGUCUUGGUGACUCUA
Molecule: messenger RNA, 2711 nt
Organism: Echinops telfairi (small Madagascar hedgehog)
Lineage: Eukaryota; Metazoa; Chordata; Mammalia; Afrosoricida; Tenrecidae
Product: syncytin-Ten1
Exons: 2
Coding region: 501-2027 (508 amino acids)
Source: RefSeq, a predicted model, not a curated record